CGUGUCCGAGUUCCUCAUGGGGGAGGUGGACAGCAGCACCAUCCUCUCCAUCCCACCCAGCGACCAGAACCAGACUAUGGAGAGCCUCUACGGGGGGAUCCCCGGGCCCGGAGGAGACGGGAUGCCUUCGGGCAUGGAAAGCGAGGACACGGGCCGUCCUCCUGCCGAGGAAGUGGACGUGAUGCUGCAGCGCUGCGAGCGGGGGGUGGAUGCUGCCCUCCAGUACGCCAAAAACAUCUCCAAGUACAUGAAGGACCUCAUCGGAUACCUGGAGAAAAGGACCACGCUGGAGAUGGAGUUCGCCAAAGGGCUUCAGAAGAUGGCAAACAGCUGCAAGCAAACCAUCAGCCAGGAGACCAACAUGCCUUUCCUGUCCAUCUACCUGCUGGCCCUGGAGCAGGACAUGGAGCACGGGACGUCGGUUCUGCAGGCUGCCACCACCCUGCAGCACCAAACCUUCCUCCAGCCGCUGACGGUGAGACGCCUUGAACACGAGAAGCGGAGGAAGGAGAUCAAGGAGCAGUGGCACCGGGCGCAGAGGAAACUGCAAGAGGCAGAGGUGAACCUGCGCAAGGCCAAGCAGACGUACAUGCAGCGCAGCGAGGAGCACGACAAGGCCAAGUACAUGGCGGUGAAGGCGGAGGAAGAGCAGCAGAACACGACCAGCAGCGUCACCACCAAAACCCUGGACAAGAAGAGGCGGCUGGAAGAGGAAGCCAAGAACAAGGCAGAAGAGGCGAUGGCCACCUAUCGGACCUGUGUCGCGGAUGCAAACACCCAGAAGCAGGAGCUGGAGGAUACCAAGGUGAACUCCUUGCGGCAGAUCCACGAAGUGAUCAAACAGAGCGACCAGGUCAUGAAGACGGCCACCAUCUCCUUCUACCAGAUCAUGCACAUGCAGACGGCUCCGCUGCCCGUCAACUUCCAGACACUGUGCGAGAGCAGCAAGCUGUAUGACCCCGGGCAGCAAUACGCCUCUCACGUCAGGCAGCUGCAGCGAGGAGACGAACCCGACAUCCAGUACGACUUUGAGCCCUACGUGUCACACAACGCCUGGUCCCCCUUCACUCGGACGCGGAAAGGCAGCUUCAACGCCAACGACUUCUCGACGAGCGCCGGCUCUGACGGGGCCGGGCUGGCCAAGGACGGGGCCGUCUCGGAAGGAGGGGCAGGAGCCAAGGAGCCGCACGGCGGGGCUGUGGUGGCCGAGCGGAGAGGUGAGGGACACCAGGUCCAUAAAUCCUGGCCAACCUCUGUUGCUGAAGCUGACAGCAGCCUGGAUUCAACCACAGGUGAAUUCAGCCGCAAGCUCCAGCGGCUCUCGUCCAACGGCACCAUGUCCUCCAGCGAAGAGCUGGAGGAGAAGGAUGAGAACGCCACCUCCUUUGAGCAGAGCAUCCACGGGAUCAGCCCAGAGAUGGCGGCUCCGACAGGGCCCUUCCGAAACAUCGGCUUAUCCAAGGCUGCGCAGACGCAUCGGCUGAGGAAGCUCCGCGCCCCUUCCAAGUGCCGGGAGUGCAACAGCUACGUUUACUUCCAGGGAGCAGAAUGCGAGGAGUGCUACCUGGCCUGCCACAAGAAGUGUCUGGAAACCUUGGCCAUCCAGUGUGGGCACAAGAAACUCCAAGGGAAGCUGCAGCUUUUUGGGCAAGACUUCACAAAGGCUUCUCAGAGCAGCCCAGAUGGCAUCCCCUUCAUCAUCAAGAAGUGCGUCUCUGAGAUUGAGAAGCGGGCACUGAAAACCAAGGGCAUCUACCGAGUUAAUGGUGUCAAGACCCGAGUGGAGAAGCUCUGCCAGGCAUUUGAGAACGGGAAAGAGCUGGUGGAGCUGUCCCAGGCCUCCCCUCAUGAUAUCAGCAACGUCUUGAAGCUCUACCUGAGACAGGAGGCCAGGGGCAAGAGCGGGAAGGGCGGCCCCGAGCUGGUGGACAAAGGAGCCGACACUGACCAGGUGGUGGCGAACCUGGUGCUGAAGCUGAAGGAGCUGCUGAAGGAGCUUCCCUGGGAGAACAUGGCCACGCUCCAGUACCUCCUGCAGCACCUGAGAAGGAUCGUGGAAGUGGAGCAGGACAACAAGAUGACCUCAAGCAACCUGGGCAUCGUCUUUGGGCCAACGCUGAUGCGCCCCAGGCCCACGGACGCCACGAUUUCCUUGUCCUCGCUGGUUGAUUAUCCCCACCAAGCUCGCAUCAUCGAGGCCCUCAUCAUCUUCUAUUUGACCAUCUUUGAGAACAAGGAGACCACGGUGCUGGCCGACUCCAGCAAAUUCGCCACAGAGAGCAAGGAGGAGGCAGCCAGCUGCCCUGACCUG
Leptosomus discolor (cuckoo roller) is the source of this 2311-nucleotide messenger RNA. Lineage: Eukaryota; Metazoa; Chordata; Aves; Leptosomiformes; Leptosomidae. The record is from RefSeq and is a predicted model, not a curated record.